Messenger RNA from Cyprinodon variegatus (sheepshead minnow), 2557 nucleotides. RefSeq names its product calpain-2 catalytic subunit-like (gene capn12). NCBI's taxonomy places the organism in Eukaryota, Metazoa, Chordata, Actinopteri, Cyprinodontiformes, Cyprinodontidae. Gene Ontology annotation, cellular component: cytoplasm. The transcript has 22 exons. The record is from RefSeq and is a predicted model, not a curated record. Gene Ontology annotation, molecular function: calcium-dependent cysteine-type endopeptidase activity; calcium ion binding. Gene Ontology annotation, biological process: negative regulation of apoptotic process; proteolysis. Bases 54 to 2219 code for a protein of 721 amino acids.
UGCAUUCAUAUUGUGUCUAUCACAGUUGUGUGUCUACUUCAUCUGCUGAUAAUAUGGCUUCUGAAAAGCUGGCCCCUCUGGGCUCCAUUGAUAAUCCAGUGAAGUUUCUAAACCAGGACUUCGACGCUCUGCUGCAGGAGAGUCUGAAAGACGGGGAGCUGUUUUCAGAUCCCACUUUCCCUGCCGAGCAGAAGUCCAUUGGGAUGCCUGCAGAUCCAAAUCCAGGAAAGGAAAUCCAAUGGAAGAGACCCAAGGAAAUCAGUUCAGAUGCUGUGUUUGUGGAGGGAACCACUGGGACAACAGAUAUCUGUCAGGGUCAACUGGGUAACUGCUGGCUGCUGGCUGCCCUCUCCUCACUCACUGUCCAUCCCAACCUUUUUGUGAAGGUGGUGCCCCCCAAACAAAGCCUGGCUGAUAAUUAUGCAGGGAUCUUUCAUUUCAGGUUCUGGCAGUAUGGUGAGUGGGUGGAGGUGGUUGUGGAUGACAGGCUGCCAGUGCGCGAAGACCGUCUGCUCUUCAGCUACUCUCGCACUCGCAAUGAGUUCUGGAGCGCCCUGGUGGAGAAGGCCUAUGCCAAGUUGGUGGGAUCCUACGGGAGCCUGAAGGGGGGAAACAUCUCAGAGGGUAUGGAGGAUUUCACAGGAGGCAUUGCGAACUCUAUUCCUGUGACAUCGCGCACUCCUCCAGUUCUCUGGAGGAAUCUCUCAGCUGCUCUGUCCCGAGGCAGCCUGCUCAGCUGCUUCAUCCGGGCCUCAAACUAUAGUGAGGUGGGUAAAGUGACAGCAGAUGGGCUGAUAAAGGGCCACGCCUAUGCCAUCACUGACACAGACAAGGUGAAAAAAGGAUCAGAGGAGAUUUUGCUGCUGAAGCUGAGGAAUCCAUGGGGAUUUGUUGAAUUUUGUGGAUCUUGGAGUGAUAAGUGUAAAGAGUGGAGGGAUAUGGAGCAGUCAGAGAAAGAAAGACUGGAACUCAAACAGGAAGAAGAUGGGGAAUUCUGGAUCAGCAUUGAUGACUUCAGCAGAAUGUUUGAUGUUCUGGAGGUCUGCAGUGUGAGCCCUAUCUCUUUCGAGGAGGGCGACACAUCCACAAACCAGCACACCUGGACUAUAAGUGAACAUAAAGGCUCCUGGGUGCCUGGGAGUUCUGCUGGCGGCAGCCGUAGAUACAACAAGUCCUUUUGGAAGAAUCCACAGUUCCAGUUGGUGCUGAGAGACGUGGACCAGGAUGAUGACGAUGAUGAUGAUGAUGAAGACGAGGAGGAUGAUGAUGGUGAGGAUGAGAUUGAUCAGGGUGAAGAGACACAGAUCACUGAGGCGAAGAAGAAAGCAGAGAAGCAGAAGAAGAAGAAUAACCAAUGCACUGUUCUGGUGGAGUUGCUGCAGAAAAACCGCAGGCUCAACAACAAAAUCAACUUCUUCUUCAUCGCUUUCCACAUUUACAAGGUUCCCCCAGAGCUGCAGGGAGGCUGUUUGGACCGCAGCUUCUUUAUGAAAAACCGUCCUGUGGGCCGUUCAGGAAAAUACAAGGCUCAGAGAGGUGUUUGGAGGAAGCUGCACCUGGAACCGGGUCACUACGUCGUCAUUGGGUCCACUUACCGCCCAAACAAUGGAGGAGACUUCUUCGUCCGUAUGUUCUCCAAAACAAGAAAUGCUCUUGGGGUUCAGGACUUUACCUGCACCAGUGAAUACCUCCCAGUUAUGGCUGCUCCGGUCCUCCAUGAGGACCAAACCAGAGUUGAGAAGACUUUUGAAGAGAGUCCCAGCUUAAAUGACAGACUGAAUGCUCAAGAGAUUAUGAAGCUGAUCAACUCAGUGUUGGACAAAGGUUAUCACCUGCCUUUGGAGACAUGCAGACAGGUCAUCUUUGGAGAGAAUAAUGAGGGGUGCUCAACUCUCAGCCAGGAGCAGGCAGAGACCCUGAUUGUUGACCUGCGCUCUUUGCAGUCUGCUUUUGCUCAGUUUGAUGAGGACUCUUCUGGCAGCAUCAGCCCCUUUGAGCUCAGCUUGGCACUGGAAGCUUUUGGAAUGAAAUGUGACAACAAGGUAGUUCAGCUCCUAUCUGAACGCUUUGUGGCUGGAGAGCCUCAGCUGUCCUUCUGUGGCUUUGUGUCAUGUGUCUCCAGGCUCCGCAAACUAUUCGCUUUGUUUGAGGCUGAGACCAGCAAGGAGGUGAAAGAAAGAGGGAUCAAUUAUUGGUUGCUUCAGUUUCUGGCUCUGUAGCUGAGCAUCAUGAAGAUGAGCUACCGAUGAACAUGAGCUUUGGCAUUAAAAAUAACCAUAACUGCAACAUGCCUUUUUUCUUAGAAAAUGCUUAUCUUCUUUUGUUUCAUGGUUUUUCCUGUUGAAAACAUUGUAAUCCUAUUUUUUAAAUAUCCAUCCUAUAAUAAAAAAUGUUAGUCCAUACCAACAUAUAGUGGUUAAAUAGUUUUAAGUAGUUUACGUCAGACUUUUCAUUCCUUUUUAAGCUUUUCUGUUUUUAUUUCUCUGAAUAUAUCCAAUGUGUUUAACCCUUUUUAUUAAAUCCUGAACCAACAUUGAUAUAAAAGUGCAUGAUCUUU